This is a messenger RNA of Momordica charantia (bitter melon), 2292 nucleotides long. The record is from RefSeq and is a predicted model, not a curated record. Lineage: Eukaryota; Viridiplantae; Streptophyta; Magnoliopsida; Cucurbitales; Cucurbitaceae.
AACGAAGGAACAAUUUUGUGAGACAAAUAAAAGGCAACACACAGAGCUCACAAAGUUCUCCCAAACACUUCAAAACAAAACGAAUCCCACAUGGGUUCUUUGCCUUCUGAAACUUUGGCCCUCGAAAUGACAGAGACCCAUCUUAAUGUCGGAGACAGCCGCGCCGGCGCCGGCGCCGGAGCAGAGACCGCUCAAUGGCUGCUCAAUUCUCCCGACCCUCCAACUCUGUGGGAAGAAAUUGUCGGCGCCGUCAAAGAGAAUGCCAUUCCCCGCAGUUGCACAGAGGCCCCCACGGCGAAGAAGAAGAAGAAGAAAAGCACUUCUUCAAGCUCUGGAAAACAGAACAUUUUCAAAACCGCAGUUUCCCUUCUGCAGAAAGCGCUUCCAAUCCUCAGCUUGAGCAGAAAUUACAAAGCUUCCAAGUUCAGAAACGACCUCAUGGCUGGUUUAUUGGGUAUGCUAAUUUGGCAAAGCUUGAUCCUCAGUUCGGUCUAUACACAAGUGCUGUUCCUCCUCUAAUCUAUGCAUUAAUGGGGAGCUCGAGAGAGAUAGCCAUUGGCCCAGUGGCUGUGGUUUCUCUGCUUCUGUCGUCCAUGCUUCAAGAAAUUCAAGAUCCUGUUUCAGACCCAGUUGCCUACAGAAGGCUUGUUUUCACUGUUACUUUCUUUGCAGGAACUUUCCAAGCUGCAUUUGGACUAUUGAGGUUGGGUUUUCUUGUGGAUUUUCUCUCUCAUGCUGCCAUUGUUGGGUUCAUGGCUGGCGCAGCCAUUCUCAUUGGUCUUCAGCAAAUGAAAGGUCUACUGGCCAUCAGCAACUUCACAACAAAAACUGAUUUGGUCUCGGUUUUGGAAUCUGUUGUGAAAUCUGUUCACCAGCCUUGGUACCCUUUGAACAUUGUCCUUGGCUGCUCAUUCCUGAUCUUUCUCCUUGUAGCCAGGUUCAUUGGCAGAAGGAAGAAGAAGCUGUUCUGGGUGUCAGCCAUUGCUCCUCUCAUAUCUGUUAUUCUCUCCACUUUGAUAGUGUUUCUAUCAAGAGCUGACAAACAUGGAGUUAAGAUUGUGAAGCAAGUUAAAGAAGGCCUAAACCCAAUCUCCAUUCAUCAGCUGCAAUUCAACAGCCCAACUGUUGGAAUAGCUGCCAAAGUUGGCCUCAUUGCUUCCAUUAUUGCUCUCACAGAAGCCUUAGCGGUCGGCCGAUCCUUCGCGUCGAUUAAAGGCUACAACCUUGAUGGGAACAAGGAGAUGAUUGCUAUGGGCCUCAUGAACAUAACAGGCUCUCUAACCUCUUGCUACCUGGCCACUGGGUCAUUCUCAAGAACAGCAGUGAAUUUUAGUGCCGGAUGUGAGAGUGUGAUGUCAAAUAUUGUGAUGGCAGUAACAGUGAUGGUGAUGCUGCAGUUCUUCACGCGGUUCCUCUACUUCACUCCAAUGGCCAUAUUGGCUUCAAUCAUUCUCUCUGCACUGCCUGGCCUCAUUGACAUUAAUGAAGCUCUCCACAUCUGGAAGGUUGACAAGCUUGAUUUUCUAGCCUGCCUUGGCGCCUUCCUUGGUGUCUUGUUUCAUUCAGUGGAAUUUGGUCUCAUUGUGGCGGUGGGAAUUUCAUUUGCAAAGAUAUUGUUGAUCUCAAUCCGACCAGCCACAGAAGAGGUGGGAAGGCUGCCAAGAAGUGACAUAUUUUGCAACAUGAAGCAAUUCCCAAUGGCCAUGAAAACUCAAGGAAUCUCCAUUAUCAGAAUAAACUCUGGCUUGCUUUGUUUUGCCAAUGCCAGUUUCAUCAAAGAGAGGAUAAUGAGAUUGGUAGAAGCAGAUCAAGAUAAUGAUGAUGAUGUUGAAGAAACAACAAAAGAGCAACCAAAACAAGUAGUUGUUGACAUGUGCAAUGUUAUGAAUAUCGACACAUCAGGAAUCAUUGCUUUAGAGGAACUUCACAAAAAAUUAUUAUUGAACGACAUACGACUAACAAUAGCAUGUCCAAAAUGGGAAGUGAUUCACAAACUAAAAAAAACCAACUUUGUGGAAAGAAUUGAAGGAAGGAUCUUCCUAUCAGUUGGUGAAGCUGUGGAUUCAUGCCUUGAAAAUGCAUCCAAAUUGCCUUCUCUAGUUACCAAAGUCAUUGUGAAUUGAGAGAUCAUGUUUCCAAGUUUAACAAAACUUCACACUUUUGAUCACAAGUGAUUUGGUCUCAAUAUGUAUAUAUAUAUAUAUAUAUACACAUAUAAAUAUUUGAGUAUUAUAUAUAUACUCGAAUACGACACUAGAAAUAUAUCAAUGAUAUGUAUUAGCUUCUUUUCCA